This is a messenger RNA of Brenthis ino (lesser marbled fritillary), 879 nucleotides long. The record is from the annotation of a GenBank genome assembly. Lineage: Eukaryota; Metazoa; Arthropoda; Insecta; Lepidoptera; Nymphalidae.
AUGGCGUGGGGCGUGCGAACUAAAGAUGGCCGCGAGCGCGUGGCGGGAGUUCUUCGCGCGCUUUUGAUCACUCAACUAAUAAUAUCGUUGGUCAUGCUGAUAUUUUGUUACAACGCAUCUGUUAAAGUUAUGUCUUUAUUGAAGAAUAUUCAUAAGUUUACAGUAUUUCUAUUCUACGCCUUGAUACUUCUACAAGCAUAUUGUAUGAAGUUGCACUUCACUAGUGGUUUCCGGUUGCUAAGCUGGUUGCUACGUUGUCCACAUUGGCCUAGAGCAGGACCAGUAACCAGGUUAUGGUUGAUCAGUGGUUGCUUGGUUGCUGCCAAUGGUUUUCUUGUUCACGCUGCUUGUAAGAGUACUUUAAAGGUGGAGCUAGGUUGCUGCGGCGUGGAGCAUCCGAGCGACUGGCACCAAAUACCCUGGAUCAAUAUGGACUUCCUUAACGAAGACUCGGAGUUGGUCAUGAACAUAACAAGUGUAGAUGGUAAAGUGCUACUGCCAGUCUCGCCGUACUCGUGUUGCUCUCCUUACGUGUUGACUCCGUGCUACCACGAUCCUUUACAGCAGUGGUCACCGCGCGAGGCGCCGCGCGCAUCGCUGCAGGCGCGCGCGUGCCUGGCCGCGGUGCGCGCGCCGCUCGCGCGCGUCGCGCAGGCGCUCUACUUGUUCAGCGUGCUCGUGGUGUUGCUGCAGGCAGUAAUAGUGGUACUGACGCAAGUGGUACGCAGCGGCGCCCUGCAGGCCGUCGCGCGCGGCGACUGGACCGAACACCAUCACGUACCAGAACAAAUGGGAUCGAACGUGAGCGUAGAAGCCCGUGCACUGUCGCUGCGGCGCCGCGCGCGCCGCCUGCGCACGCGCAGCUACCCUUAUUUGUCA